Messenger RNA from Hippopotamus amphibius kiboko, 1929 nucleotides. RefSeq names its product antagonist of mitotic exit network 1 homolog (gene AMN1). Gene Ontology annotation, cellular component: SCF ubiquitin ligase complex. The transcript is spliced from 8 exons. Gene Ontology annotation, biological process: SCF-dependent proteasomal ubiquitin-dependent protein catabolic process. Gene Ontology annotation, molecular function: protein binding. NCBI's taxonomy places the organism in Eukaryota, Metazoa, Chordata, Mammalia, Artiodactyla, Hippopotamidae. The record is from RefSeq and is a predicted model, not a curated record. Bases 126 to 1115 code for a protein of 329 amino acids.
ACCGGAAGAUGCGGGUGACGUCACGAGGGCCUACGCGUCUCGCGCGGGGCGGGAGUUGACAGACGGUCUCUGGCUGGAUUUCGGCGGCCCCGGGACCGCGGAAGAGGCUCCCGAGGGCGGCCGCGAUGCCCAGCCCGCGGCGGGUCAGUCAGCUUCUGGAUCUAUGCCUUUGGUGCUUCAUGAAGAAUAUCUCUAGAUAUAUCACAGACAUUAAGCCUUUGCCACCCAACAUAAAAGAUAGACUGAUCAAAAUAAUGAGCCUGCAGGGGCAGAUAACAGAUUCAAAUAUAAGUGAGAUUUUGCAUCCUGAAGUCCAAACUCUGGAUCUACGAAGCUGUGAUAUUUCAGAUACUGCUCUCCUGCACCUAUGUAACUGCAGAAAACUGAAGAAAUUAAAUUUAAAUUCCUCAAAAGAAAACAGAAUUUCCAUAACUUCAAAAGGGAUAAAGGCGGUAGCUUCAUCUUGUUCUUACCUGCACGAAGCUUCUUUGAAAAGAUGCUGCAAUCUCACUGAUGAAGGAGUCCUCGCUCUUGCACUCAAUUGCCGGCUGCUAAAGAUCAUUGAUUUAGGUGGCUGCUUAGGUAUUACUGAUGUGUCCCUGCAGGCAUUAGGAGAAAACUGCCCAUUUUUGCAGUGUGUUGAUUUUUCAGCUACUCAGGUAUCUGACAGUGGUGUGGUUGCACUUGUUAGUGGACCUUGUGCCAAGAAAUUGGAGGAGAUCCAUAUGGGGCACUGUGUGAACCUGACUGACGAGGCGGUGGAAGCUGUCCUUACGUGCUGUCCUCAGAUAUGUAUCCUGCUUUUCCACGGGUGCCCCCUGAUAACAGCCAGUCUGGGGUCUACAUGCUGGUGGUCAGCAUGUAGUCACCAUCCUUCACCUGGUGGCGGAGGAGGGGGUCUUAGUUUCUGCAGAACAACUCAAAGAUCAUUCACGAGAAGUCUUGGAGCAAUUAGUAGGCCCAAACAAACUAAAGCAAGUGACGUGGACCGUUUAUUGAUGCCUGUUGAAGCUUAUCACAGCUAUGAUCUUCAUACUACUUUCCCAGGAAACAGUGGUCUUAGAGAUUGGCUUUCCAAUAAUAUGAUUUAUGCUUUGAAGUUACCAGGCUCUUAAACGUUUUAAUAGUGCUGUUAUUUCUAAGUUUGUUUGAUGAGUGAUUGUUCUUGAAAUGACAGUCCUAGCAUGCCCUCUGAUGUGUUUGUUUCUUAAAUAACAAAGUUUUAAAUUACCUGUUUCCCCUGGAAAUUUCCUUCUCCUACCUAGAUAGUUGAGCUGCUACAAGAGAAAUUUACCAAUAUGGAUAAACAUUAGGAGAAUUCUAAGUAAAGUUAUUUCUAAAAGCAUAAUUACCUUGCUAGCUGUUUUCUGCCUACUCCCUUCCAAAGUAUUUAAAUGUCCACUGGCCAAAAAGCAAAGCUCAACAUCAGGCCUGUAACUUCUUCACAGACUUUAUUAUUUCAAUGAAACAAAGAAAUGUAAUAGUUUAAUGUCAUAGUCCAGGACAUCAUAUACCUUAGCCAUUCAGCAUAUGUAUGUUACUGAUUUUUAUGGCUACUUUUCCCAGAUACAUGCUAUUCAUCUACAAACUUUCUUCCUUAAAAACUGCACUCAAGGGACUUCCCUGGUGGCACAGUGGUUAAGAACCUGCCUGCCAGUGCAGGGGACACAGGUUCGAUCCCUCGUCUGGGAAGAUCCCACAUGCCGUGGAGCAACUAAGCCCGUGCACCACAACUACUGAGCCUGUGCUCUAGAGCCCGAGAGCCACAACUGUUGAGCCCUCGUGCCACAACUACUGAAGCCUGUGCACCUAGAGCCCAUGCUCCGCAGUGAGAAGCUUGCACAACAAAGAGUAGCCCCUGAUGGCCACAACUAGAGAAAGCCCGCAUGCAGCAACAAAGACCCAAUGCAGCCAAAAAAGUAAUUAAUU